Melampsora larici-populina 98AG31 is the source of this 2298-nucleotide messenger RNA. RefSeq lists its product as uncharacterized. Gene Ontology annotation, biological process: intra-Golgi vesicle-mediated transport. Gene Ontology annotation, cellular component: COG complex. The record is from RefSeq and is a predicted model, not a curated record. Lineage: Eukaryota; Fungi; Basidiomycota; Pucciniomycetes; Pucciniales; Melampsoraceae. The transcript is spliced from 2 exons. Bases 1 to 2298 code for a protein of 765 amino acids.
AUGAACGAAACCAUUAUCAACGAUCAAGACCAUCAUCAACUAUCUACUUUAGAUCAAUUACUCAUUCAAUCUGCAAAAGAACUUAAACUCAACUUAAACCAUCAAAUCUUAUCAUCUUCUGAAUCCACUUCUUAUCUUUCAAAAUUAGCUUCAUUACCUUUAUCAAAACUAAACUCAGAACCAACUGAACUUCAACUCACUGCCAACACUUUAGAUUCAGAUUUAUCUUUACUUUGUUUUAGAGAGUUUCGUACAUUCUUAUUGGCUCAUGAUGCUUCGACUGCAAUCAAACGUACUUUUAAUAAACUUCAUCAUUCGCUUGAUGAAUUACUUCAAGAUACUUCUCAACUUAAUUCACUCAUUCAAGAAUUUCCCAAUUCAGUUCAGCAUAUCUUACAUGAUCGAAAACAAAUGAGUCUUUUACUCAAUCAUUUAAGUCCAAUUGAAGAUUUACUUGAUUUACCUCAACUUGUCUCAACUUGUGUUAAUGCUCGUUUAUGGAAUGAAGCAAUUGAACUGGCUCUCAGAGUUCGUCAAUUAGACAUCAACAUCUCACUUCAAGAUUCUCAUCUAUCAGGUGGUGUUUUACAUCAAUUCAGAUUAGAAGUCGAUCGAGCCUUACAAGCUCUACGAGAUAAUCUGAUCAAUAGUCUCAAAGAUCGAGGCUUGAAAUUUCCUUCAGCAGUUCGAACCAUUGGCGUUCUUCGUAGGAUGUCAAAUCUAUUCUCACAAUCCAUUGAUUCAACUUCCAUCGAAUCACUGACCGAACCUGAACUGAGGAUCACUUUCUUAGCAUCUCGAUGGUCUUGUUUAUCCAAUGCACUUCAACAAGUUCAACUCUCAACUGGUUUCUCGCCCUCUUCAGCAUUAUCUUCAACUUCCAAUCCACUUCAUCUCGAUCAAUUCUCAGAUCCUUCACUUCAAUAUAACGAAGAUCGUUUAAAGUUUUUGCGUAAAUGGCUUGAGAUUUGGCGUGAGUUGGUUGGUGAUACGAUUUCGAUUUAUUAUGAAAUCUUUUUAAAAUCAACGAACCAGAACACCUCAACUCUCAACAUCAAUCUUGAUCAUCAUCCCUCGAAUUCCACUUUUGGAUCUUUGCCUGCUUUCUUCAAUGAUGUAGUUUCACCAUUAAACUUUUUUGCUACUCAAGCCACUCAUCUCUUGAUUUCUACUCUGACUCAUCACGUUAAACUACUCGUGACGAUCUCGACACUAUCUUCUUUGUUAACUCAACUUUCAUACUGUGCAGCUGCAUUUGCAAAAUGGGGUAUGGACUUCACUAGUGCGAUGAGACCUACUUUUAUUAACACAUCCGAAGAAAUCAUUAAAUUAAGAAUGGAAUCAGGUCUUAAACAAUUCCAAUCAGAUUUAAAACCAAUCUUAAUUCAAACUCCCACUUCAUCUUCUUUCAAGCAAGCCGCAUUUCAAUCUCGUCGAAAAUCUCUACAUCCACCCUCUACACAACCUCUUGAACAUCGUUUGAUUGCUCCAGAUAGCCUACGACAAGUAUUGACAAUAGAUCUGACUACGAACCCACCAUCAACUUCACCAAGCCGACUACCAUCACAUCUUCUCACACUCUUUCCACCCUUGGCAAGAUUUCUUAAUAGUCAAUUCACUGCGCUUAACGAACUAAGACUCUUACCAAUCAUAGAAUCGUAUUCCAAAAUCUCAUCUUAUCAACUUCAAAUCCUUAGAUCCGUAAAUGAAGAAUUAAGAAAGCUCACUUUAAGUCUUCCACCACCUAGUCCACUUCAGUCAACAUUUACAAGUAACUCUGAACACAUUAAAAGUAUAAUGAAAGAAGAUCAUGGAGGAUCAGCUUCAUCAGAUCAACUUCGAGAAAUCGUACUUCGAUUGAUUUGGUUAUGGACCAAACAUGUUUUACCAACCUUAGAACAUUCGCUAAGAGUAGAAAUAUAUGGUGAUUUGAAAAUCGAAAACCCUUCUGAUGAGUUUACAUCUUUACUCGAACUCUCAGAAUCUAUUCUUUCAAGCUUAAGUCAUCGUCCGAAACCCGAGGUCAUUCUUUUAGACACGCCGCGACGCAUUUCACCAAAUGCUAACAAUCAAGCGGCCAGCGCAUCAGAUUCCUUGAAGUCACCUCCUACAUCAACAAGCGAGAUUCCAGAGAUCAUCACUGAAGAUCAACCCACAACACUUUCAACACAACCGGACACUCUUCCUGGACUCACACCUGAAGCAGAGCCUCAAAUACGCUGUUCCAGGAAGGAAGGUAGUAAGGGUAUCCUAGCUAGCUAUGAUAUGGUGUGCAAAGAGGAGCUUGCAACAAUUUGA